Mugil cephalus (flathead mullet) is the source of this 4691-nucleotide messenger RNA. RefSeq names its product dynamin 3b (gene dnm3b). NCBI's taxonomy places the organism in Eukaryota, Metazoa, Chordata, Actinopteri, Mugiliformes, Mugilidae. The record is from RefSeq and is a predicted model, not a curated record. The transcript has 21 exons. The coding region runs from base 508 to 3006 and encodes 832 amino acids. Gene Ontology annotation, cellular component: membrane; microtubule; cytoplasm. Gene Ontology annotation, molecular function: GTP binding; microtubule binding; GTPase activity.
UUCGCAAUUACGCCGCGGAAUAGAGGAAAGGGGGGAGAGAGAGGAGGGGGAAAAAAAUGAUUAAUCUGUCAAAGGCGAAUUUGUGUUCGGGAUGAGACCGCUCUGACAUUCAACCGACCGUAUAUCGAAGCUCACAGGCGAGCGCCGUUAGCGCACGGGAGUUUUCGAUUAAGCCGAUGCACCGCCACAUAGCAGGUGGCGCUUGUGUAAUCGUCCGGGGUCUUGUCACUCGUCUUUGCUGCCUGAUCUGCGCGUCGUUUCAGCACUGGACAGCGACCGGGACCAUCGGACACUGAAAACACCGAGGGAAUCCUGAGGCGGGUCGGUCCGACCCUCGCUUGGCUCGGGGCAACGCGCGGCUAGAUGACUUCACUACAUCAACAAGCACCGCGGUAGUCCUGGACUAAUAUAGCAGCGCCACAUCCACCGCCACCAACUCCCCCCACCCCCACACCCCCCAACUCUAUCUCCAUUCGCUGAUCCCGAGUCCCUCCGUCCAAAGGCACCAUGGGAAACCGUGGCAUGGAGGAGCUGAUCCCGCUGGUCAACAAGCUGCAGGAUGCUUUCAGCUCCAUCGGCCAGGCCUGCAACCUGGACCUGCCGCAGAUCGCGGUGGUCGGCGGCCAGAGCGCAGGAAAGAGCUCCGUGCUGGAGAACUUUGUGGGCAGGGACUUUCUGCCCCGUGGGUCUGGUAUUGUCACCCGCAGGCCCCUGGUUCUUCAGCUUAUCAGCGCCACUGCAGAGUGGGCUGAGUUCCUCCACUGCAAAGGGAAGAAGUUCACAGACUUCGAUGAGGUCCGCCAGGAGAUAGAGGCGGAGACGGACCGCGUCACGGGCGCCAACAAAGGCAUAUCUCCCGUCCCCAUCAACCUGCGGGUUUACUCACCUCACGUGCUGAACCUGACUCUCAUUGAUCUUCCGGGGAUCACUAAGGUGCCAGUUGGAGACCAGCCUGUGGACAUCGAGCAGCAGAUCAGGGAAAUGAUCAUGCAGUUCAUCACCAGAGAGAGCUGCUUGAUCCUGGCCGUCACUCCGGCCAACACUGACCUGGCCAACUCCGAUGCCCUGAAACUGGCGAAGGACGUGGACCCUCAGGGUCUCAGGACUAUUGGAGUGAUCACGAAGCUGGAUUUGAUGGACGAGGGCACGGACGCCCGCGAUGUGCUGGAGAACAAGUUGCUGCCGCUUCGAAGAGGGUACAUUGGAGUGGUGAACCGCAGUCAGAAGGACAUCGACGGGAGGAAAGACAUCAAGGCCGCUCUAGAAGCCGAGAGGAAGUUCUUCAUGUCCCACCCAUCGUACAGGCACAUGGCUGAUAAAAUGGGCACUCCGCGUCUGCAGAGAGUGCUCAACGAGCAACUGACCAACCACAUCCGGGACACCCUGCCAGCUUUCCGUAGCAAGCUGCAGUCCCAGCUGUUGGCUCUAGACAAGGAGGCAGAGGAAUACCGGGGAUACCGACCUGAUGACCCAUCUCGCAAAACCAAGCAGCUGCUGCAGAUGGUGCAGCAGUUCUCCGUGGACUUUGAGAAGAGGAUCGAGGGGUCAGGGGACCAGGUGGACACGGUGGAGCUGUCCGGCGGAGCGAAAAUCAACCGCAUCUUUCACGAGCGUUUCCCCUUUGAGCUGGUCAAGAUGGAGUGCGAUGAGAAGGAGAUGCGCCGCGAGAUCAGCUACGCCAUCAAGAACAUCCACGGCAUCAGGACUGGACUUUUCACCCCAGACAUGGCGUUUGAGGCCAUCGUGAAGAAGCAGGUCAUAAAGCUGAAGGAGCCUUGUGUCAAGUGUGUGGACAUGGUUAUCCAGGAGCUGAUUAAUACCGUGCGCCAGUGCUCCACUAAGCUGGAAUGCUUCCCCAGACUGCGCGAGGAGACUGAGAGGAUUGUGACUUCUCAUAUCCGAGACAGAGAGAGUCGGGCCAAAGACCAGGUUCUGCUGCUGAUUGACAUCCAGCUGUCUUACAUCAACACCAACCACGAGGACUUCAUUGGCUUUGCUAAUGCACAGCAGAGGAGCAGCCAGACUAAUAAGAGCCAGAGUUCGGCGGGAAAUCAGGUCAUCCGCAAAGGCUGGCUGACCAUUAACAACAUCAGCAUCAUGAAGGGAGGAGCCAAGGAGUACUGGUUUGUGCUGACUGCCGAGAGCCUCUCCUGGUUCAAAGAUGACGAGGAGAAAGAGAAGAAGUACAUGCUGCCCCUGGACAACCUGAAGGUCCGCGAUGUGGAGAAGAGUUUCAUGUCCAGCAAGCACAUAUUCUGCAUCUUCAACACGGAGUCACGGAAUGUGUAUAAGGACAAUCGCACCCUGGAGUUGGCCUGUGACUCUCAGGAUGACGUGGACAGCUGGAAAUCGUCUCUCCUACGUGCCGGGGUCUAUCCUGAGAAGACCGCAACGGUUGAGAGUGAGACCACCACCACCUCAGAAAACUUCUCCAUGGACCCCCAGCUGGAGCGUAAAGUGGAAACCAUCCGUAACCUGGUGGACUCGUACAUGGCUAUUGUCAAUAAGUGCAUCCGGGACCUCAUGCCCAAGACCAUCAUGCAUCUGAUGAUCAACAAUGUGAAGGACUUCAUCAACGCGGAGCUGUUGGCCCAGCUUUACUCCGCCGGUGACCAGAACUCUCUGAUGGACGAGUCCCAGGAGCAGGCCCAGAGGAGGGACGAGGUGCUGAGGACACACCAGGCCCUGAAGGAGGCCCUAGCCAUCAUUGGUGACAUCUCCACCACCACCAUCACUGUCCCGAUGCCUCCCCCUGUUGACACCUCCUGGAUGCCGGGAGGUGGAGGCCGCAGGUCUCCUCCAGCCAGCCCCACUGCCCCCAGGAGGAUGUCUUCAGGCCAGCGUCCUGCUCCUCGAGGGGCUCCGCCACCACCGAACCGUCCAGGCCCCCUGGGGCCCUUCAAUAACAGUGCUGACAGCCCUCAGGCUCCCAGCCGCCCGAACAGGGCCCCUCCUAGCAUCCCCAGUCGGCGACCCCCUCCGUCUCCCACAAGACAAGCCCCAUAAUCAUCCAAAAGAUAUCCUCACACCCUUAUCACCUCCCCCCCCUCAUCCACUCCCCUCCCCCUCCUCUCUUAGCCACGCCCCUGCUGUCCCGGUCUCUCCUUAGUGCAGACACUGACGUCUUUGACCCCUCUGACCCUCGAUUUCCUGCCAGGUGACGAUGUCCAUAUAUCUAUGUACAGUAUGGUACUUGUCUUGUGGUGUACGUGUAUGUGCGCUUGUUGCUCGCCUGUGGUUCAGGUUUGCUUAGCAGGUCCACUACCCAGUAUCAGUCCCUGGAACCUCUGCCCCUUCCCCGCACACUUGCCCCUCACCAGGUCAGCCACCACCCCACCCCCACUUGCUGCUUCUACAUGAAAAUACGCUCAGCAGUCCUACUGCCCUACUCAUUCCAAAAUGCAGCAUGGCACAUAAGCUGCUUUUAUUGCAUGGGAGUGCGUGUGUGUGUGUGUGUAGAGUGUGUGCGAGUGUAUUUUGUGUGUAUGUAUAUGGGGGAGGGACUAAUUUGCCUAUAUGUAGGCUGGGUUUGAUUUAGUAUUGUAUUAAUUUAUUGUAUAUUGUCCCCUCCUAAGUGUUAAUUAUCAGCUUGAUGUUCUUUUAGGAACAAAAGUUGUAUCUUAGUAUACGUGUGAACAUGCGUGCGAGUAAAUAUUGUGUGAAUAAUGUGUGCGUGUGCGUGUGUGUGCAGGUAUGUGAGGACACGUGUGCAUGUGCUGUCUGUCUGCACGUUUGUUCCGUUCCAUUUGUUUUCAUGGUCAAAGCUGUUAAAUGAUGAAUCAUAAAGCCCUCGGGGGUAAAUUCAAUGUUGGACAUUUUGUGAGUUGUUCCUGUGUUGUAGUAGCAGCCACACACAUAGCAAGGCUGAGGAGCACCUUCAGUAUUCUCUAUAUGGAAAACAGCCUCAACAAUACGUUUAACCUUGUCAUAGGUGUCCACCCGUGCUGUAUCAGUGGUCAAACCGUGACCCUUACAGCCUUAAGCUUCGAUUCAGACGCUGGCCAGUGAGAUGGAUGAUGCAACUUGCACACUGAAAAAAAAAAAAAAAGAGAGAAAAUUUCUCCAUUAAUGAAGAAAGAACAUCCUUUUACAUGUUUCCAUUUAGCCCUUUUCUCAGGUUUGAAACGUGCAACUCCAUUCACAUCGCGAACUCCUCCUUUUGCACCCUUCUAGUCUCCUCUUUCCUCGACUCGCUAACACCGAAAGCCAGACGGUCAGCGUCUGCGUCAGAGCUUAAGGUGGUAUUGUCAGUGUUCAAGUGCUUCUCUGUCGGUUUGUUAUUGUGUACGUGAGCCUAAACUGUGUUCUGGUGUAUAUAGGUAAUGAUAAGGAGAUACUGUACCUGUGGACUAUAAAGACCUCAUCACGGAUCCUAGCGCUUUAAUUGUUCUCUGUGUCUCUAUUCACUAAAUGCUCUCUUCUCUCUAAUUUAGACUGCCUUACCGGCAUGAAUUGCAAUUCUGUAUUGCCAAAGCUAAAUAUGGAAAGAGAAUUGGAAAGUUAGGGAAACAAAAAAUAAAUAAAUAAAUAAAUAAAUAGAAAAUCUGCUGAAGGCCGACAACAAAAUGGUUCCAGUUUAGUGAGGUGGUAUUGUUUAGCAAACGGCAUAAUGUGAAAUUGGGGAAAUGCAUCAGUUGUUAUUUUCUGUGUCUCUGUAUCGCUCCUCAAUAAACUUCUUCCUCAUAAUGGCA